Molecule: messenger RNA, 1326 nt
Organism: Brachypodium distachyon (stiff brome)
Lineage: Eukaryota; Viridiplantae; Streptophyta; Magnoliopsida; Poales; Poaceae
Product: myb-related protein 306
Exons: 2
Coding region: 252-1061 (269 amino acids)
Biological process (GO): response to auxin
Source: RefSeq, a predicted model, not a curated record
UCUCCGAGUCAGCGGUAAGCUAUAUAUACAUGCCCCAGAGAUUAAAGAAGAAGUAUGCAUAUACACGCGCGCGCACACUAAACUCAGUCGCCGUGUGUAUAAAUACGCCUCACCAGCCCUUUGGACCAUAGCUCGCGAGGCAUAUCAUCAGUCCAUCACCAACAACUUACUCCAAAGUCCAAACUCACAAGGCAACGCAGGCGCAGCGCUGCGAAUCAACAACACUCCCUGCUAGUAGGCGUAAGAGAAUCAUGGGGCGGCCGCCGUGCUGCGACAAGGAUGGCGUGAAGAAGGGGCCAUGGACGCCGGAGGAGGACAUCAUCCUCGUCUCCUACGUGCAGGACCACGGCCCCGGCAACUGGCGCGCCGUCCCGCCCAACACAGGGCUGAUGCGUUGCAGCAAGAGCUGCCGUCUGCGGUGGACCAACUACCUUCGGCCGGGGAUCAGGCGGGGCAACUUCUCGGAGCAGGAGGAGAAGCACAUCGUCCAGCUGCAGGCGCUGCUGGGCAACCGCUGGGCCGCCAUCGCCUCCUACCUCCCCGACAGGACCGACAACGACAUCAAGAACUACUGGAACACCCACCUCAAGAAGAAGCUUCUCCACCGCACCAGCACGGCCACCCCGGCGCCGGCACCGACGACGCACAAGGAUCAGAACAACAACAAGGGGCAGUGGGAGAGGAGGCUGCAGACGGACAUCCACCUCGCCAGGCAAGCCCUUCGCGAGGCCCUCUCCCUCGACACCGCCUCCACUAGUGCCACCCCGGGCCCGGCGGCUUACGCGCUCAGCGCCCAGAACGUCUCCAGGAUGCUCGACGAUUGGGCGGUGGCGGCCGACAGCGCGUCGUCGGAAGUCACCGAGUGCUCCGGAGGCUCCACCGCGUCCAACGGCACGCUCUGGUCGUCUCUGCUCGGGCGCGAGAGCACUGGAGCCGCGGCGGCGGGGGUGGAGGAUCCGGCUGCGCUGUCGGCUAUCGAGUCGUGGCUGCUGUUGGACGACGGCACCGAUCGCCAGCAGCCGCCCGAACAGGAGCAGUCCGGCGGCCAGCUGCUACCUUGAUGCAUGUGGCCGGCCCCUCCGGAAUUCGUACGAUUUUUAAAUCUAGAUUUUUAGUAGCAGUGCCACACUACUGCUUUUGAGCCGUAUAAAAACGGCGAGACGAAUUAAUGAGCUCUAUCUGCAAUUCUGCAUGCAUGUGCAAACUUAGUACUCUCCCCAUCAUUCUACAGUACAACGCGUAUAGAUUUUUCUCACUUGUUCGACAAUACCUCUCAUUUUUUUUCCUGGUACCUGCACCCGGCCAAUAACUACUCACAUCCAUUUA